UCACACAUUUUAAGCAGCUUGACACAACAAGGCAAACGACAUCAUGCAUCGAGAGAGCUGAAAGGCUCUUUAUCAAAAAUCCUAAACAAGUUUCAGCUAUCAUUCACUCGCUCGACUGAAACGGCGGCAUCGACUGACUUAGUGUUGAAUUUAACAACGCUAGCAACCGCGUCUCAGCCAAUCAGACUGAAGAGCGUACGUUUUUUGUCAGCUUUUCAUUGGCUGGAAUGGUAGGCGGGCCCCAACGCUCAAUCCCCUGGAAUCACCCUAAAAUAAUUCCGACCUCUCCUCCUUGGGUGAAGGUUCACUGCGGUGACUGUGUUACGUUGGUUGUCUACUAUAGCAUAAUUAAACGUUUCUUCCACAAUGUCUGGCCGUGUUCUCGUUGGUGUCAAGCGUGUCAUUGACUACGCAGUUAAGAUUCGUGUGAAGCCGGACAACAGUGGUGUGGUGACGGACGGUGUUAAGCACUCAAUGAACCCCUUCUGUGAGAUCGCUGUAGAGGAAGCGGUCAAGCUGAAGGAGAAGAACCUUAUUAAGGAGGUCGUGGCUGUCAGCUGCGGGCCGCAGCAGGCACAGGAGACCAUCCGUACUGCCCUUGCCAUGGGGGCAGACCGUGGCAUUCAUGUAGAAGUAACAGGGAAAGACUAUGACACCCUGGGGCCCCUGCAAGUCUCCAAGAUCCUGGCUGUUUUGGCCAAGAAGGAGGACGCACAGCUCGUCAUCCUUGGCAAACAGGCCAUCGAUGAUGACUGUAAUCAGACUGGCCAGAUGACAGCAGCCCUACUGGACUGGCCUCAGGGCACUUUUGCAUCAGAGGUGUCAUUGGAAGGAGACAAGGUUAAAGUGGUGAGAGAAAUUGAUGGUGGCCUGGAAACCAUUAUGAUCAACACACCAGCGGUGGUGACCGCAGACCUUCGACUCAACACUCCCAGAUAUGCCACUCUGCCUAAUAUCAUGAAAGCCAAGAAGAAGAAGAUAGCUAACGUGAAGCCUGCAGACCUAGGAGUGGACCUCACGUCACGUCUGGAGGUGAUGAGGGUGGACGAGCCCCCACAGAGGCAGGCGGGGGUGAAGGUGGAGACGGUGGACGACCUGGUGGGCAAACUGAAGGAGGCAGGGACGAUAUAGAGGCAUUAGGAGUGUAAGAAGGGGAGCACGGAACCGAGCAGAGGGGACUUCCUAAUGAAUAACUGGACUGCAUUACAUAAGCGCACCCGGAGGACUAGCUCAUGUAUCGGCCUAAUCCCUCUGUUUGAGACUGUGACUCCUGAGGAUAUGCAGGGAGGUACUGACAGGAGAGGAGGAAUACUGAGAAACACUGUCGUGCACCAGACCCAGACAACAACAAAAGGAUCAUCUUGUCUUUUAUGUGCAUCCUAACUUGGAUGGAUGGUUUUUCUAUCACAAGCUACUGAUAUAACUUAAGAUGAACAGUCUUUAAGGAAUAAUUUAAACCCAGAAACUUCCUGUCACUCAUGCUGCUCAUUGUAUUGCACAGUACACUAACACCAGUACGAUGCAUUCAACCAAACAAACACUUGACUCAGCUGUUUUUUUUUUUUUCUUGUAUAUCUGAUGUCUCACAUGUUAAGAGGUGCAGUUUUUGUAAAUGAUAUAUGUAAAUAUGGACCCAAACAUGUUGAGAUGAUUGUGUCCUCCAAGAUUAUCACCAUGUGCACCAGUAAUCUGUACAGUUUGUGCGUAAAUUCUAACUUGGUUUUUUUGUCCUCUGCCUAGACGGUGUCUCUCAGUAUGAGAAAGGGAAGGUGAUCAUAAAUCUUUAUUUUACCAUAAGCGCCUCAGUUCUCUGUUGAUUGUACAGAACAUUACCAUGACAAUAAAGUAGCCAGUCUUUUUCAUAUCUAAA
Xiphias gladius (swordfish) is the source of this 1870-nucleotide messenger RNA. RefSeq names its product electron transfer flavoprotein subunit beta (gene etfb). The transcript is spliced from 7 exons. Gene Ontology annotation, cellular component: cytosol. The record is from RefSeq and is a predicted model, not a curated record. Lineage: Eukaryota; Metazoa; Chordata; Actinopteri; Istiophoriformes; Xiphiidae. Bases 367 to 1131 code for a protein of 254 amino acids. Gene Ontology annotation, molecular function: electron transfer activity.